AUGUUUCACAACAGCAGAUAUGGUUUGACGGUUCAUCCAACUCGCGUUGUUUGCUCUCUGUGCUCCCUGCCCGGGAAUCGCCGCAUACCCCUUCAGCCCUGUUGUGUUUAUCCGGGGGAACUGUACCCCGAUUCCCAUGUGGAGUUUCCGAUAAAUCCUGUACUGGCUGUGCGUUCACCCUCGUAUAGCCUCGCGGCGGACUCCCUCAAUAUGAUGCGUACGUCGUCUCGUCACUACCAGUCGUAUACUAUUCGCGAUAAAGAUCAAGUACAAACUGCAAGGGAUACCGAAAGGGAGGCAAAUAAUUCCAACAGUGGUAGAGAGGGUUUUAACCGACAGCAGCGUUUCAAGAAAAAGCGCCGCAAGCGAACCAUUUUCACUUGUGAACAAUUGAGUCGACUGGAAUCGGAGUUUGCUGACCAGCAAUACGUUGUGGGCGCAGAACGACAGCAGUUAGCGGAGGCGCUGAAUCUUUCAGAGACACAGAUUAAAAUCUGGUUCCAAAAUCGCCGAAUCAAAUGGAGGAAGGAGAACAAGCAGCAUUUCCCUGAUUUCCUUGUCGGUUCCUUCACAGUGGCAUGCCAAACUCGAUCAAUUGAAAAAGAAACUUGGAUUGACAAGGUUUAAAGGAAUAAAGGAACUCAUUCACCCCGCAUGCACAGAAGCAUAGUUAACAGUGUUCAGAAAAGCAGGAAUGUGCAGAACUAUAUUUAAAUAUACGAGCUGACGCAUUUUAAGAAAAAGGAUAACAUAGAAGCUUGUAAAUCUCGUUAACUUUAUGCAAAGGUAUCUUAUAAAAACAGUCUUAAAGUCUUUAACGUACCAUCCUUGGGUAAAUCAGGUGCGCUUUUUUUUUUAGCUAAAUGUUUAGCAAUAAUGUUAUCAAUGCAAACAUUACUGGCGUGAUAUA
Messenger RNA from Stylophora pistillata, 910 nucleotides. RefSeq lists its product as uncharacterized. Gene Ontology annotation, molecular function: RNA polymerase II cis-regulatory region sequence-specific DNA binding; DNA-binding transcription factor activity, RNA polymerase II-specific. The record is from RefSeq and is a predicted model, not a curated record. Gene Ontology annotation, cellular component: nucleus. Gene Ontology annotation, biological process: regulation of transcription by RNA polymerase II. NCBI's taxonomy places the organism in Eukaryota, Metazoa, Cnidaria, Anthozoa, Scleractinia, Pocilloporidae.